CGAACCUUCACCUCCGUUCCUACCACCUCCUCCCUUCUCACGACCCUCUCCCCGGGUCGUGGACCACGCCUCGCCACUCUCACCCGACAUAUUGCAAGAACCCGUCCCUAAGAAAAUCAAAGUCCCCCAGCUCGGACUCUAUGACGGGAGCUCAGAUCCGGACUCCCACAUUGGUCUCUACACCUCGUGGAUGGUCCUGCACGGCGCCACUGACGCUUUGCGCUGUCGCAUGUUCUCAUUGACACUGGGGCCCAAGGCGCAGAGGUGGUAUCAUUCUCUGUAUCCCCACUCCAUCUCCACGUGGGGAGAACUCAGGGCGGCGUUCCGAUCACACUUCAUCGGAUCGCAGAUCAACCUCGCCCCCAAGGAAUCCAUCGCCAACAUCGUCCAAGGCGAGGACGAAAGCUUGAAGGAUUACAUAACUAGAUUCAACGAUCGAGUCCAAAACAUGGAACAAUGUCAUCCAGAGGCGCUGCUGAUCUCGGCACAGGCCGUCCUGAAGCCGAAGACUUUGUUCAAGUGGUCCCUUUGCCAAAAUAAGUCGACCACAUACCAAGAAUUCCUUGUCCGCGCCCAAAAUUAUAUCAUGGCCGAAGAAUCCUCGUCCAUCCCUGUGCUCGACGCCGCGUCAAGCAAUGGAAAGGCGAAAGAUGAAAAGUUAGGAAAAUCGGGCAAAUCAUUUGCUGAGAUCCGAGCCAUGAGGAGGCAGAAAGCGGAGGAGCUCAAGGAGACCUAUGAAGGUGUCUUUUCGGUAGGUGUCGCGGCCGUCUACGAGGAAAUCAAGACCAAAGGGUUUCUACCAGACCCAAAGCCGAUGUUUACCGAUAAGGAGAAGGUGGACAAAUCCCGUUACUGCACCUACCACAAGGCUCACGGGCACAACACCGACCACUCGGACUCUAUGAUGGGAGCUCAGAUCCGGACUCCCACAUUGGCCUCUACACCUAGUGGAUGGACCUGCACAGCGCCACUGACGCUUGCGCUGUCGCACGUUCUCGUUGACACUGCGGCCCAAGGCGCAGAGGUGGUAUCAUUCUCUGUAUCCCCACUCCAUCUCCACGUGGGGGCAACUCAGGGCGGCGUUCCGAUCACACUUCAUCGGAUCGCAGAUCAACCUCGCCCCCAAGGAAUCCAUCGCCAACAUC
Molecule: messenger RNA, 1145 nt
Organism: Striga hermonthica
Lineage: Eukaryota; Viridiplantae; Streptophyta; Magnoliopsida; Lamiales; Orobanchaceae
Source: the annotation of a GenBank genome assembly